Molecule: messenger RNA, 819 nt
Organism: Vitis riparia (riverbank grape)
Lineage: Eukaryota; Viridiplantae; Streptophyta; Magnoliopsida; Vitales; Vitaceae
Exons: 3
Coding region: 118-819 (233 amino acids)
Source: RefSeq, a predicted model, not a curated record
GAGGCGGUUCGAGCAUCAAAAGCUGUUGAAUGGAAUCGACAACAAGAAGAACAUUUUAUAAAAGGCAAAAGAAAAACAGGCGAGUCUUCACAUCCAACCAAUCCAACAACAAGGCAAAUGCGAAAAUCGCAAAGUGUUCGAUAUUCAGAUCCAUCACUGCUUGAUGCACCCUCAUUGUACAAAUCUUCAACAGCAAGACAGAAAACUGUGAAAAAUCUUUUCAAAGGUGGUGCCAUCAAGGAAACCAUGGGACGUUUGAUCAGUAAGUUCUUCAUAUAUGAGAGUGUUCCGCCCAGCAAAGCAGACUCUCACCACUUCAAGAACAUGAUUGUUGGUGCACAACAAGCAGGUAUGGGUAUAGAACCACCGUCUCCUUAUGAAAUCAAACACAAGUAUUUGGAUAUGGAGUACAAAGACAUGGAAGCUUAUGUCAAUAUUCAAAGAGAAAAGUGGAAGACUUAUGGAUGCACGAUUAUGUUUGACGGAUGGACUGGGCCCACGAAAUUGAGCAUAAUUAAUUUCAUGGUAUAUUCAAAAGGUAGCACAAUCUUCCUCAAAUCCGUUGAUGCAUCAAAUAAUAUAAAGGACAACAAAUACAUAUAUGGUUUGUUGAAGGAUGUGAUCAAGGAAGUUGGCAAACAAAAUGUAGUCCAAAUAGUUACAGAUAAUGGGUCGGCAUUCGUGAAGGCGGGGAAGUUGUUAAUGAAUAAAUACAAUCUUUAUUGGACUCCAUGUGCAGCACAUUGCAUCGACUUAAUGUUCGAAGACAUCGGUAAAAGGACGAGUGUUGCAGAUCUGAUUACAAAGGCUCGAAAGUAA